Molecule: messenger RNA, 1731 nt
Organism: Aspergillus udagawae
Lineage: Eukaryota; Fungi; Ascomycota; Eurotiomycetes; Eurotiales; Aspergillaceae
Exons: 5
Coding region: 1-1731 (576 amino acids)
Source: RefSeq, a predicted model, not a curated record
AUGCGAUACGAGAACUGGGAUGUGCUGCUCUUCCCUGAGAGCUCCAAGGUGCCGAUUCAGGAGUUUAGGACACAAUGCUUCGUGACCCAAGAGGAAGUGGAGACUCCGUAUAUCAACAGCGCUGCCAUCGUCAAUCCUAGCUCUUACUUCAUGCCGCGAGCUUCUGUAGUCCAACUGCCAGUCCUCACCACUUUCAUCCCGAGUUUGCCUCAGAAUACCCCGUUCCGAGUAUCUGUUCAUAGCUGGGACAAACCUCGUCCCAGCCUUCUAAUGGAGAGUUUGAUGCAACCAGAUGAUGCCUUGCUCUUUGAGAUUCGGAUCUUUAUUGAUGGGUUAUGUGUUUCAGGAAGCGUUUUCGGGCAGAGAACUAACUGGCCGCACAUUAUUGGCUUUGAAGAUGUUGAUAAGAACGGAGAUCAGGAUUACCUUCGUUUCCCACCCUUCCACCAAGAGAUUCUGGAACAGAGACAUUGGGAAGCUGGAGACUUGCAUGGCAGGAUCAGAGUGGCUAUAGCUGAAGGAUUCGCUCGGCCAAACCGUAACCCUCCGUUCGAGAGAGUCAAGGAUGUAAUUGCGUUGUCCUUCCAGCAUGCGCCGCUGCAAGUCUUAGAGUGCUCUAACAUUGCCUGGCCUAAUUCUGGCAUGUGGUGCCGUGGGCAGCGCGUCUUCAAAUACAAUGCUGGAAGCGUUAUGAGCGGUGCAAAGCAAGAAGAGGACCUUCACGCCCACUCGCCCACUCGACAUGAGAAUCGAAGCGUGGUAGCCAACAGCAACCGAGUCAGUAAGCCAGCGGCUUACACAGCUUGGCCGUAUAGGAAUUAUCCACCACCUCCCCCGCCUCUGUGGCAAAAUAGCAACAAGGAAACAGCUUGGACAUAUCAGCAUACUCAAGAACCUCUCAUGGCUGACCCUUUUAUCGAUCCACACAUCCUUGACCCCGCUGCACGCCAUCGAGGGGCAAGACCAUCUUGGGAGGACGUGUGUAUGCCUGAUUAUAUUUCCAGUUCAUCCAGCAGCCGCGCUAUAUCCAGUAUGACCGGUAUAAGCUACGAGCAUAGCAAGCAACCAAGCAUUGUUGCUCCUAUUGAUGAGGAAACGUAUUCUCAACUUUUCGAGGGAGUCAGUCCCCCAAAGCCUCUAGCCUGCAAUUCUCAAGCACCCAAGAAUACGCCAUCAGCACUAUCUCUUGUAGCUCCUAAGCUUGCUGCCGCCGAAGAGCGUUCAUCGUCUUGUGUCAAGACUGCAAGGCGCCCAUCGAUUCUGAAGGACUUGUCGCAGCCAGGGUCCAGAAGCGUCUCUGGUUCCAGCGUCAAAUCCAAUCUCCCUGCCGAGGGAUUGCUGGAAGCUACAGCAACUUGCAAACUGCACGUUAGUCCAACUACACAGAUCAGGAGCAGAAAGGAGGGAACCCCUUCGGAUAACAAGGAGAAUGAGACCUCAAGCGAGACACCACGCCGGGAUAAUGACAAGGUCGACCGUACACCUAUCAAACUCGCCGUGCGCACAAGUGGAAAUUUCGAGACACCCAUCGAGUCCAGACGACGCCGUUCUACCACGGGUUCUGCUCGUGGAGGUGUGAGCCUCAUUGCAGAAAAGGAGACGUUGCUCCUCAGUCCGUCCACGAACUUGACAGUGGUCGAAGAUCAUGAUCAAAACGCAGGCUUUGAUGACUUUCUGGAUGCGAAACUUCAGAUUAUCGACACUGCUGCCGAUACAGUUGAGAUUGACUAA